GGAGUAAGAGCGGCAGUAAGCGGAGCCUCCCCACAGACGACAUGGGGGCUGAGAACAUCACGGGACAUCGUGAAGACUUAGGGAUGUCGGUAAAAAAGGGAGACAGCAGUGUUCCACUCGAAAUACAGCUGCGGGGUCCUGGAAUGCAGCAGCUGUACUCCCAGGCCUGCCGCCAGGGGGCGCGACCGGUGCACAGCGUGCGCGGGCUCGUGGUUGGUCAGUUCAGAUCCGGGAAGACGUGUGUCGUCAGGAGGCUGACGGGAGAGAAGGCUGUGGAGAAUGAACCGAUAACAGACGGCAUCGAGAUUUCACCCAGCGUGAAGACCAAGACUUGGCGAAAGGCAAAAGGUCCUAAAAUAUGUUAA
This is a messenger RNA of Branchiostoma belcheri (Belcher's lancelet), 365 nucleotides long. RefSeq lists its product as uncharacterized. The transcript has 2 exons. Bases 42 to 365 code for a protein of 107 amino acids. NCBI's taxonomy places the organism in Eukaryota, Metazoa, Chordata, Leptocardii, Amphioxiformes, Branchiostomatidae. The record is from RefSeq and is a predicted model, not a curated record.